GCUCCUGUCUGCUUCUCUCUUCAUCUCAUUGGUCAGAGUCGUGCCUCUCAAGCAACCUGACAUGCGAGACAAGUUUACAACUCUAUACACGUGCGGGCGGUGCAUCAGGGCUCGUGGUGGCAUCCUGCACAGAGAGAAGGACGGAGGAGACUUCACUGUAGUGCGCGCUGUGUGGAGGCACCUGUGGGCUGUUAUUUCUGCCUGUCAGUUUGGGGCGUUAUUUCUCUCACCUGUGUGCAGCAGGUAUUUUUUUUUUUUUUGUGUGUGUGUGGGGGAGACAGAGGUGUUGUCCACAGCAGCUCACUGUGGAUGAAGACUCACUCCUCUCAUGGCAAGAAGACUCAAUAAUGUGUGCCUAGCAUGGCUGCUGCACCGACCACCCAGGGACCGGUAUGGCUUUUAGCCGCAUCAGUAAACUGGACCCCCCGUCCCGAGGCAUCUUCAGGAGAGCGGCGGUCAUGCUGUGCUCCCUCCUCACCUCCCUCUUCCUCCUGCACUGCCUCGCCGACCGCUGCAGCAGCAGCUCGACGUCUCCCUCACCGGUCAGGGCGUCCUCUGGCCGGCUUAUCGAGGACCUGAGGUCGCUGAGGACUAAAAGACUCGCGUACGAGUGGACCGCCGGGUCGGAGCUGACGGGCUACGGGGCCGGGAGGCGCUCCUCUCGGGUCCUCGCGGAUGAGCGCACGGGACGGGGCUCGAACUCGGAGCUGCCCGAGGAGGACGAGGAGGCUUUCAUCCUGCCGCCUCCGGAUCUAGUCGCCUCCAGGAAAGUGUCGCCGAGGUUCGCAGGUAAACUCAGCCCGCUCGGGGAGGGGAGCAAGAAGCUGCCCCAGGCUCUCAUCAUCGGGGUGAAGAAAGGAGGCACCCGGGCUCUGCUGGAGUUUCUCCGGGUUCAUCCGGACAUCAGAGCCGUGGGAGCGGAGCCGCACUUCUUCGACCGCAACUAUGAGAACGGACUGGAGUGGUACAGGGAGCUGAUGCCCAAGACUCUGGAGGGCCAGAUCACCAUGGAGAAAACCCCCAGCUACUUUGUGACCAGAGAGGCUCCAGCCAGGAUAUCCGCCAUGUCCCGGAGCACCAAGCUGAUCGUGGUGGUGAGGGACCCCGUCACCAGGGCCAUCUCGGACUACACACAGACUCUGUCCAAGAAGCCCGACAUUCCCUCUUUCGAGAGCCUCACCUUCAAAAACAGAACUACAGGGCUCAUCGACACCUCGUGGAGCGCCAUCCAGAUCGGCAUCUACGCCAAGCACCUGGACAACUGGCUGCAGUACUUCCCCAUGGAGCAGAUCCUGUUCGUGAGCGGCGAGCGGCUGAUCAGCGACCCGGCCGGAGAGCUGGGCCGCGUGCAGGACUUUCUUGGGCUCAAGAGGAUCAUCACAGACAAACACUUUUACUUCAACCAGACCAAGGGUUUCCCGUGCCUCAAGAAGGCCGAGGGCAGCAGCAAGCCCCACUGCCUGGGCAAAACCAAAGGGCGGACCCAUCCGAACAUUGACCCCGAGGUGGUGCAGAGGCUACGGGACUUCUACCGGCCCUUCAACAUGAAGUUCUACCAGAUGACAGGGCGCUUCUUUGGCUGGGAUGACUGAAUGUGUUUUUCCCUGAGGACUGUCAGAAACGGAGUAUUAGGAGCAAUCCGGGGAGGGAAAAGUUAAGAAUACAGUCGUAAUAUUAAGAAGAACAGUCAUAAUCCAACAAGAAACAAGUCUAACAUUACAAGAAGUUAUUAUUCUAAAAUAAUUAAGAAUAUUUUGUGAAUAACCCAAAACCUUGUCGUACAAAUCACGUUUUGGAAGCAAAAUUAUUUAUAGUAUUUAUGGAGAUCCAGGCAGAACAUGUACAUCUAAUCUAUUUAUUACAUUUUGGUUGUUAUAGUUUCAAAAAAAUCUAACUUUAUUAUCAUAAUAUUAUGAUGUUUUCUCAUAAAGUUUAAACUUCAUACUUGUAAUUACAUUUUUUAUAACAUUGAGAAUUUAUUCUGGUAAAAUCUGGUAAAAUAUUUAUAUUAUUGAACUUGUUUGUAUAAAAUUUAACAACAUAAUUAUCAUAAUUAUAAAUAUUGUAUAUGUACAUAAAUAUAUUAUUGGCAAACUGCAACCAGUUGAAGCGUUCCCGCCAACAUUUGACCCCAACUGUCAUGAACCAAAUUUUCUGCCUGCUUGUUUUGGAACUUCACAAUUUUAAUAAAACUGAACAGAAAAUUAAUGUGAUUUUAAUUUUAAUUGCCAUAACAGCUUCGGUGGUCCUUUUUCUUCCACUAUGUUGCCAAGAUGGCGACCAUUGAGGUCCAACGUUUUACUCACUUUUUUGUCCCUUAUCAUUACACCAUCUGGGUACUCAGAGUAGAGCUUCACUGAUAUUGGAAUUUUGCCACCUAUAAUGAUUUUAAAGGGGAAAGAAUUCUCAGAUUGAUGAUAUGGGGCUGUUACUUUUUGAGCUGGAAUGAAAAUAAACCUUUUUCUAUGCACCAGUUUUGGACCAAUAACAUACUCAAAAGACUGCUUCUUAAAGAAAUAACUUUAUUAAAGAAUAUCUAACAUUAUUAUAUAUUAUUAUAAAUUAUAUCAAUGUAUUACUUUGUCAGCUAAUUCUAGAAAUAUCUAACUAAAGAUAAAAAAAAAUAGUUUUAGUCAAUUGCAGACCAUUUAAAUUAAGAAUAAGAAAAAAAUAUAUAUAUAUGUUCUGAACAAGUCUUGGGUUAUUCUCAACUUACUAUACUCAUAAUAUUGUGAUUUUAUUCCUUAAAAUAUGACGUGUAUUUUCUCAAAAUAUUAUGAUUUUAUUCUCUUGUAUUUUUUCCCAAACCGUGUUCCUGGUGCUCCGCCCUCAGCACUAACCUUAAGCAAUAUGUGGCUGUUCCAGGAGAGAAAGAGGCCCAGUCUCCUCAGUGGCAGCCCAGAUAUGCAAUAUUUCACUGUUACAUUUUUCAUCAUCAGCGCUGCCUCUAAUCCACAAUCAUGGAGAUAUUUUCUUCCUAAAAACAUGUUCAAGGAUUUUCGUCAUAUCUCGCUGCACUAUCUGAAGGUUGUUUUUUUUUCAGUUUCGAGUCCUUGGCUGUGACACAGGAAUAUUGUAUGCAGUGCUUCUUUAAGAAGAUGUGUGAAAUCACAUUGUGUCCAGGGGCUUUUGAUAAAAAAAGAAAAAAAAAAGAAAAAGCGGAGUGAUUUAAUGCCAUAUUUUAAACAUACAUAGCUGCUUUCAAAUUUUAACAAUUUUUCUAGCAAAAAGGAAUAUGAAAAGAUAAAAAUAUAUGUAUUUUUGAAAUGUAUUUAUUCAAGAAGUACACAAGCAGUAUGUAUGUAUUUUGAAUAACUCCUCAGUUAUUAUUAUGCUCCCCAUGCCGUUACUUUGUUUUAUACUAAAAACAUCUUAUGCUCAUUUUAAUUUCAGGUCAUAUGUUCUAAUUUAUAUAAAAGUGUGGGAACGCUGGUGUCCACGUAGCGUUCAGAGCCAGAGCUGAGAGUUUGUUAUUUCUCCACCUUCAGUUAAUGAAGUUACAGGCAAAGAUAGCACUCACUGUUAUUAAAGCAACAGCGACUCUGGUGGAGGAACAGACCUCCUUCCCAAACUGUGACUCAAAUUUCCUCAACAUGCCUCCUUGUGAAUUGAAUACACUUGAUGUCACUGGCCUUCCUUGCCUCGAGGCGGUGUGUGUGUGGAAGUCUUUUUAAACCCAGGGAGCAUGAGAACAAUGGCUGAGUUGUGUUCCUAAUUUCUGUCUACUUGUAUUGUGAGCCACUUUCUGAAAGCAGAUGUGCCUCAAAAGACACAAACUCUUGGUUUCUUUGGUGUGAGCAUCAGAAAAGAACCUAAUAUAGGUUUUCUGGAGGGAUUAUAAUCUAAUUGUGCUGUUCUGACUGUUGUUUUCUUAAAGGUGUUGGGAUUUUUAAGGCACACCUUGAAUAAAAGAUGUUAUAUGUAAAUAUGUUAU
This is a messenger RNA of Centropristis striata (black sea bass), 3934 nucleotides long. Its product is annotated as heparan sulfate glucosamine 3-O-sulfotransferase 3A1-like. The record is from RefSeq and is a predicted model, not a curated record. The transcript has 2 exons. Gene Ontology annotation, molecular function: [heparan sulfate]-glucosamine 3-sulfotransferase activity. NCBI's taxonomy places the organism in Eukaryota, Metazoa, Chordata, Actinopteri, Perciformes, Serranidae. Bases 393 to 1592 code for a protein of 399 amino acids.